Messenger RNA from Diospyros lotus (date-plum), 1272 nucleotides. RefSeq lists its product as uncharacterized. The record is from RefSeq and is a predicted model, not a curated record. The transcript has a single exon. The coding region runs from base 1 to 1272 and encodes 423 amino acids. NCBI's taxonomy places the organism in Eukaryota, Viridiplantae, Streptophyta, Magnoliopsida, Ericales, Ebenaceae.
AUGGCACCUGAUAAGCAGUGGAUGAAUCUUGUUAAUGAUCGGCUAAGUGAAACAUAUCAAUUUGGCAUUAAGGAAUUUUUAAGAUAUGCUACAAAAAAUGUGGGAGAUCGUGACAUUCGAUGUCCAUGUGUCAAGUGUAAUAACACUUGCUCAAGAAGUCAUGAAAUGGUUGAAACCCAUCUAACAAUUUAUGGCAUAGUCCAAAAUUAUACAUUUUGGUAUCAUCAUGGAGAAAGGUUAGGUGAAUUUGACUAUGAAUCUGAAGAUGGAUUUGAGGAUGAAGAAGAUGAGGUAUUAGAAACUAGAGGAGAAGAAGAUAUUCAUGGGAUUAUGAGGGACUUUUUUCCUACUUUAGAUGCUUUCAACAAAAAUAGAGCAGAUUUUGGUGGCCCAAGCAAUAAUAUGCAAAAAGAGGAUCCUAAUGAUGAAGCAAAGAAAUUUUAUAGGCUAUUGACAGAUUUGGAGCAACCAUUAUAUGAAGGUUCUAAGAGUUCAAAAUUGUCUACUAUAAUCAAGCUAUUACAUAUCAAGAGCCUUGGUCGCUGGAGUAACGAGUCAUUUACUAUGUUAUUACAAAUAUUACAAGAUGAAUUACUACCUGAUGGUUCGACUUUGCCAAAUUCAUAUUAUGAGGUAAAGAAGAUUAUUCAAGAUCUUGGACUUUCAUACAAAAAAAUAGAUGCAUGUGUCAAUAAUUGUAUGGUAUAUUGGAAGAAAGAUGAGAAGUCUGACUUUUGUAGUAUAUGUGGAGCUUCAAGAUGGAAAAAUGAUAAUUGUAGCGAAGAAAUCAAAGUUGGAAGGAAUGGUAAAAGAAAACCUGUAAAAAUAUUACGAUAUUUCCCGUUAAAGCUGAGGCUUCAAAGGCUAUUUAUGUCUAGCAAGAUAGAAUCCUUUAUGAGAUUGCACAAUGACAAAAGAGUAGAUGAUAGAGUAGUGAGGCAUCCAGCUGAUUCUUUACAAUGGAAAUCUUUUGAUGAAAUGCAUGAAAAUUUUGCUUCAGAGCCUCGUAAUGUGAGACUUGGUCUUGUAAGUGACGGGUUCCAACCAUUUGCACAUUCCAAAACUUCGUACAGUAUUUGGCCAGUAUUCCUUAUUCCAUACAAUUUGCCUCCUUGGAUGUGCAUGAAAGACUCUAAUUUCAUUUUGUCAAUGCUCAUUCUAGGUCCUGAGGGACCAAGGGAUGCUAUUGAUGUCUAUCUCCAACCUUUAAUAGAAGAAUUACAAGAGCUGUGGGAAGUAGGAGUUGAAACAUUUGACGCAUCAAUUCACUAG